GGUCCGGGGGGCCGAGGCGGCCGCACUUUAAUUAAAACGGAAAUUGCGGCCCCUGCCCGCGCGGGGCCGGAGGGCUGCCAGCGGCCCUGUAGCUGGGAGCGUCGCUCCGGGACCCCCUCCCUCCUCGCCACACCCCGGCUGCCCGCUCCCGCCAGGCCUCGCCGGACCGGGCGACGUCUACUCGUCUUCCCCCGUCACCUACAGUCGCCUCGGGCGGGGGAUCGUCGGCACCCAAAGCGCCAAGCUGACGCGCCCCCCUCCCCCUUGAAGCCCACCCCCCCACCUCCCACCGCCCAGUCCCCCGGCAGCGAUGAGACAGAGCGGCGCCUCCCAGCCCCUGCUGAUCAACAUGUACCUACCAGAUCCUGUCGGAGAUGGCCUCUUUAAGGAAGGGAAGAGCCCGAGCUGGGGCCCGCUGAGCCCCGCGGUACAGAAAGGCAGCGGGCAGAUCCAGUUGUGGCAGUUUCUGCUGGAGCUGCUGGCGGACCGCGCGAACGUCGGCUGCAUCGCGUGGGAGGGCGGCCACGGCGAGUUCAAGCUCACCGACCCGGACGAGGUGGCGAGGCGGUGGGGCGAGCGCAAGAGCAAGCCCAACAUGAACUACGACAAGCUGAGCCGCGCGCUGCGUUACUACUACGACAAGAACAUCAUGAGCAAGGUGCACGGCAAGCGCUACGCCUACCGCUUCGACUUCCAGGGCCUGGCGCAGGCCUGCCAGCCUCCGCCCGCGCACGCCCACGCCGCCGCCGCUGCCGCCGCCGCCGCCGCCGCCGCCGCCCAGGACGGCGCCCUCUACAAGCUGCAGGCCGGCCUGGCCCCGCUGCCCUUCCCGGGGCUCUCCAAACUCAACCUGAUGGCGGCCGCUUCGGCGGGCGUCGCGCCCGCUGGCUUCUCCUACUGGCCCGGCCCCAACGCCACCGCCGCCACCGCCGCCGCCGCGCUCUACCCCACCCCUGGCCUGCAGCCCCCUCCCGGCCCCUUUGGGGCGGUGGCCGCGGCCUCGCACUUGGGAGGUCAUUAUCACUAACUCCGACCUGCCUGCCGGGUGGCCAGUCCCAUCCUCAUCCCGGGGAGGAGGGGGGGGGAGCCUCGACGCUCUCUCCCCGACGCUCUCCUUGCAGCAGCCGCUCCCCAGCCCGGGGGAAGAAAGGAUUGGAAGCCUCCGGGGUCUUCCUUGAACACUAGGCUUCCGGGUCCCCCAUUAUCUUCACCCCCAGAAGGGCUACUGUGCUCCCCACUUUAAUCUCUCUCUUCCAGGUCUCCAGAUUCUGAAACUCCCUGUCUUUUUCUCUUCUUCUCACCCACACCCCGUGAGCCCCUCUUUAUGACCCUUAUUUUUCUAGUUUCUUUCCGCGUUCCCCCCCCCCCCCUUUCCCAUGACCUGCUCCAAAUGAUAGUACUUCUCACACUCCUGAUAAACAUCUCUGCCGUCCCCUCUCCCCACCCCAACACUCUGGCUCCCCACACUCUGGUUCCAGCGUCUCUCUCUAUAUAUACCUUUCAGCCCCAUUAAAGCUCCCAAGCUCCCCACUGCCUCCUCUCUCUGUUCGUUGCUGCACCAGGACCCCUUUCAAGGAGGCCAAGGAGGUACCGGCUGACUGCAGGCAGAGCAAGAGGCCUCCAAGGGUGAGGGCAGGCAGGCCUGGGUGUGGGUGCCCCCCCCUGCCCCGAGCGAAGAGGAUCCGGUGGGUGGGGCCCUGAGUGAUGCGUCCCUCGCCCCAUCCCAUGCCCACCUUCAACCCAAAGAGCAUCCCAUUCCACCUUCCUCCAUCUCGCCCAUCUUUCCGCCAUACCCUCGACGCAUCUCAACCUUGUCCUUGUUCCAUCCCAUCCAGCCGCUACACUCUGCCCUAAUUCAAUACCUGUCCCUGCCCCCAGUCCUUACUUCGCCCAGUUCUCGCAGUAUCUCCUUUCACUCUCCUUCACAAACCUCCAGCUGCUCCCAGCGGUUUG
Molecule: messenger RNA, 1953 nt
Organism: Meriones unguiculatus (Mongolian gerbil)
Lineage: Eukaryota; Metazoa; Chordata; Mammalia; Rodentia; Muridae
Gene: Fev
Product: FEV transcription factor, ETS family member
Exons: 3
Coding region: 311-1027 (238 amino acids)
Biological process (GO): regulation of transcription by RNA polymerase II; cell differentiation
Cellular component (GO): nucleus
Molecular function (GO): sequence-specific DNA binding; DNA-binding transcription factor activity, RNA polymerase II-specific
Source: RefSeq, a predicted model, not a curated record